CGGGGAGAGCGGAUAUAGUGAAUGCGGGGUCCGGGGAGAGCGGAUAUAGUGAAUGCGGGGUCCGGGGAGAGCAGAUAUAGUGAAUGCGGGGUCCAUGGAGAGCGGAUAUAGUGAAUGCGGGGUCAGGGGAGACCAGAUAUAGUGAAUGCAGGGUCCGAGGAGACCAGAUAUAGUGAAUACAGGGUCCGGGGAGACCGGAUAUAGUGAAUGCGGGGUCCAGGGAGACCGGAUAUAGUGAAUGCGGGGUCCGGGGAGAGCGGAUAUAGUGAAUGCAGGGGUCCGGGGAGAGCGGAUAUAGUGAAUGCGGGGUCCGGGGAGAGCGGAUAUAGUGAAUGCAGGGUCCGGGGAGAGCGGAUA
Messenger RNA from Staurois parvus, 357 nucleotides. The record is from the annotation of a GenBank genome assembly. NCBI's taxonomy places the organism in Eukaryota, Metazoa, Chordata, Amphibia, Anura, Ranidae.